UCCUUUUCUGCAUGUUAAUCUGCAGUCAAAUACGCUAUUAAUAAUAAAAGUUCUUCCUCUGCUGUUUGGAUAUUGUGCUCUUCCUCAUUUGCAGUGAUGACAUCAAUGCAUCUGAUCCUCAUAGGUCUUUCUGUUCUGCAUGCCAGGACGGGAGGAAUGAAUGAACACAGGCUUGAUAAACCAGUGCUGAAUGGUCCAUCCAUCGCAUUAAAAGACUCAAUUGAGUAUUUCUACUGUGAGAUUCCUGGACAACCGGACACAGUGAGGGUCCAUUAUGAGCUCUACGCUGAGACAAACCCAGAUAAGAUUAUUUCAUAUCACACCUCACUGACUGGAGAAAGAGCCAAUUUACUUUUAUUCGUAAGAGAGCAUCACGACGGUCGACUGAUCUGCAAGGCCAGCGCACACAAUAACACAGACAUCCAGAGCUCCUACAGUGACGCCUGGGACCUCAGAGUCAUUACACCAGUGGAAGGACUGGGAAUCGUUUCAGAUCCUUCCGAUCUGAAUGUGUGGGAAGGACAAAGUUUGACCCUCCAGUGCAGAAAUGCCCGAGGAACAUACGUCUCUUAUGAUUGGUUCUUGAACGAAAUGCCAGUUCAGAUGUGGUACGACAGGAAUAAUGACACACUGAUCAUACACAGACUGUCUGCUCAACAUACAGGCGAUUAUACGUGUGUGGCAUCAAACCAGUUCAACGACACAAUCACCUACAACUCCAGUAGUGAAGCUGUGACUGUAAAUGUUAAAGAAUAUUUGUCAAAGCCUGAGAUCCUGCUUGACAUUGUGAAGAUUGAGGAUGGUAAUUAUAAAGCCACGAUCACGUGUCGUGCUGAUAAAGGAACUCCGCAAAACACCUUUACAUUACUGAACCACACGGACAUCAUCACCACUGUAACAACCCAUAACACCAGCGCCGUCUUCAGUGUGCCCAUCCAGAUGAACAUCGAUAUGGGACGCAUGAAAUGCAAUGCUAGUAAUGAGGGAAACUGGGUGAUGAGUGAACCCACCAGAUUAUUUGUAGAGCCUGUAGGUGGCGCUGUGACAUUGACACCCUUCACACACAAAAAAGACUUCCAGGUUGUCGGUGUGGGUUUGCUCUGUAAAGUGGAGCGAGGGACGUUUCCGGUGUAUCGCUGGUUCCACAACGGCAGCAGACUGACGGGUCGCGGAGUUUUCUAUGCCGUGGCCUAUUCAGACGAAUCCUUCCUCUCGCUGUCUGUGGGUCGAAACAGUGAUGGAUUUUACCACUGUGAUGCUGCGGACAGAUUCGACAACAGCAGCAGCAUCAGCAGCGCAAAGAUGAUCAUCAGUAAAGAAGAGCUGAAUAGAGUCUCUCCUUUGGUUGCGGUCGUCGUUUUCACCUGUUUUGCUGUGCUGAUUGUUGCCGUGACGACUUGCUGUGUUUAUGGGGUUGUGCUGCGGAGACGAUAUUCAAGUAAAUACCCACUCACUGAACAACAUGGGAUAAACAUUAUUCCUGUUAAAGAGGAGGAUGAUGAAGAGGAUGAAGAUUAUCUAAUGUUGGAGGGUUAUGAUGAAGACGUCACCCGCGCUGACAGAAUGAGUGAUUCUAAUGAGGAUGAAGAUGAAUCUGUAGAUGAAACUCUCCAGUAUGAAGGCCCUGCUUCUGAAUAAUUCUCCACACUCUGUUAUUAAUCAGCUCCACUGGUUGAGUUUGAGACUGAGAUCCACUGUUUGUUUCCUCGCAGACGCAAGCAUAUCUUCACUUAUUCAUUGCAUGUUAUUCAUUCAGACAAAGCUUUAUUCAAAGCGGGACAAUAGACAAGCGCUCAUGGGUUGACAUGACUGUGACCAAUCAGAGGAGAGAGCAGCCAACAAUGUGUCUACUGUCAGAUUUAUGUGAAAUAACACUGUGUGCGUGUGUGUGUGUGUGUGUGUGUGUGUGACUAGGGUGGGAAAACUACAAAUCAGUAAUAAAUAAUUAUUUGUUUUGAUAAAGCAAACAAUGUUGAUUUUA
Molecule: messenger RNA, 1981 nt
Organism: Danio aesculapii
Lineage: Eukaryota; Metazoa; Chordata; Actinopteri; Cypriniformes; Danionidae
Product: Fc receptor-like protein 5
Exons: 11
Coding region: 97-1638 (513 amino acids)
Biological process (GO): cell surface receptor signaling pathway
Molecular function (GO): transmembrane signaling receptor activity
Source: RefSeq, a predicted model, not a curated record